AUGGAGCUCUUCUCAGAGAUCGGCGGCUCUUCUCUUGCUAUAGCAUCCGCCCUUUCCGUAGCGGCGGGCGCAUACCUGAAUGCCAGAUACUCAAUUGCCAGUGAUAUCUCGGCGCUCUAUAAAGAUAGAUCAUGGACAAACCGUCUGGGUCAACGCAUUGCGCAGCUGGGUGACACUGCUACCAUCUACAAGAUGCUCGAACGCCUCGUUGAAGUAGAAGGUCAUGGGGCAGACGAGGCACUCUGGUUUGAGCACAAAACAUGGACGUAUGCUCAAUUGAAGAACUUGGUCGAUAGAUUUACUGCUCUUCUUCAUGCCAGAAAUGUAGGUCCAGGGGACUUUGUCGGCGUUUUCACAACCAAUUCCCCAGAGAUGGUCGUGACCAUCUACGCACUCUCGAAACUCGGAGCUGUUGCUGCUCUCAUCAACACCAACCUUCGCGACGAUACUUUCACUCACUGCCUCAGUGUGUCCGGCAGCAAAUUCAUUAUCUCAACACCAGACUUGUCGCAAUAUGUCUGUUCAGACUUGCCACAUGUCGCCUUCAAUCUUACUUCCUUCGAGGGAGUGUCCCCUGGUACAGUAGAACUUAUCACAUAUGCAGACUUGCAGCAAUUCUCAGCCCUAGGCUUGCCUGCUGCUAAGAGGUCGCCCAGUGACCUAAGCACACUUAUCUACACCUCGGGCACUACGGGCAAGCCAAAAGCUUGUGCCAUUCGCAAUAUGAUGGCUCUAAUCACGUCCAAUCCGCACACGGUCGACAUCAACAACCGCUCCAAGUACUAUCCUCUACGUACUUAUUCCUCCCUGCCACUUUUCCACGGCACCGCUUACUUCACUGGUAUCUGUUAUUCCCUUGGCAACGCAGGUACUCUCUGCCUGCGCCGCAAGUUCUCCGCUUCACAAUUCUGGAAAGACGUGCAUGAUUCGCGAGCAACACGUAUUCUAUAUAUUGGAGAACUCUGUCGGUACCUCCUAUCAACACCCCCAAGCCCUUACGACCGCAACCAUGUGUGUCUUGUCGCCAACGGCAAUGGGCUGCGUGGAGAGAUUUGGGAGCGCUUCCGACAACGAUUUAAUGUGCCCGAGAUUCGAGAAUUCUAUAGAUCUACAGAGGGCGUGGCCAAGUUUGACAACUUCGGCGAGGGCGCUUGGGCCGCCGGUAAGGUUGGGCAUUCGGGCUUCAUUAAGCGCCUUCUGGAAAAUGAUACUUAUAUUGUCAAAUACGACACUGAGACGGAGAUGCCUUACCGGGAUCCCAAGACAGGCUUCUGUGUGAAAGCCAAGCUAGGGGAAGAAGGAGAGGCAAUCGGUCGAGUGAAGAGCCGGGGUCUGCUCACAGAGUACCUGCGCAACAACGAAGCCACGGAGAAGAAAUUGCUUCGCGACGUGUUCGAGAAAGGUGAUUUAUUUCAACGUACCGGAGACCUGGUGGUCCGGGAUCACGACGGCUGGGUAAGGUUCCAGGACCGCGUGGGUGACACGUUCCGCUGGAAGGGUGAGAAUGUGAGCGCGGGUGAAAUCCGAGAUCAUAUCUGUCGACUUCCGGCUAUUCACGAUGCCGUGGUCUACGGAGUGAAAUUAAGCGCGUAUGACGGCCAAGCUGGUGCUGCAGGGAUCACCCUCGAAGACUGGUCUGCUACCACAGAGCAAGAGGUCAUGGCCAACCUCUACCCCGAAUUGAAGAAGAAGGGUGUGCCCUCAUAUGCCUUCCCUCGCCUCGUUCGACUUACAGAGAAGGUGGAGACUGGAGUGACCUUCAAGCAAGCCAAAGGCGUUCUGACCAAGAAAGGAUGGGAUCCACGGACUGAUUGGGACGGAGAUAAAUUGUACUGGUUGGAUGGUACACAGUAUAAGAAGCUCGAUGAAAAAAGCUGGUCGACCAUAGAAAGUGGGCAGGCCAAGCUGUGA
Aspergillus saccharolyticus JOP 1030-1 is the source of this 1911-nucleotide messenger RNA. RefSeq names its product putative bifunctional fatty acid transporter/acyl-CoA synthetase (FAT1). Gene Ontology annotation, molecular function: long-chain fatty acid-CoA ligase activity; long-chain fatty acid transmembrane transporter activity. The coding region runs from base 1 to 1911 and encodes 636 amino acids. The record is from RefSeq and is a predicted model, not a curated record. The transcript is spliced from 5 exons. Lineage: Eukaryota; Fungi; Ascomycota; Eurotiomycetes; Eurotiales; Aspergillaceae.